AAGACUGUAUAAUUGCGCCGAGCUGAAAUUUGAAUACAAUAACACUCAAUUCGCAUAUUUAUUCGUAAUUUCGAAAAUACCAGCAAUUAUCUCUGACAAAUAUGCCGGAUGUUAGAUUUCCGACGUGUGUGCGACGCAACACAGCUGGACAAGGUCAAGUUCCUGUCAGUUCGCACAAGUUUCGAAACCGGUGUGCGAUAUCGCGAGAUAAAAUGUGACAAAUUCGACGGGUGAGAACAAGAGAGAAGGAUUAACCCUAGAGUGAAGAUUUUCAAGUGCAACUUACAUGUGAGCUUAUUUCCGCAGAUACAUAUUCAUUCGCUGCCACACUCAGUUUUUAUCAUGUCCUAUCUACUGUUAUCUCGUAAUCUUCCGUUGCUUUCAAGAAACCUACUGAGCAAAAAUGAAUACAGACAAAUUCACCAUUCCUGCAAGAUUCUUGUGGUUGGAGGGGGUACAGCUGGUUGCACAAUGGCUGCUAAACUAUCCAGGAUGCUAAAUGAUCCAAAUCAAGUUAUCGUCGUAGAACCCAGUGAUGUGCACUAUUACCAACCUUUGUUUACUUUAAUUGGUGGUGGUAUUAGUUCCUUUAAGACAUCCAGAAGAUACAUGAAGGAUGUUCUGCCAAAAAAUGCCAAAUGGCUGAAGGACUCUGUUGUUGGUUUUCAACCAAAUGUCAACAAAGUUUUAACACAUAAUGGAGAUAUCAUACAGUACGACAGGAUGAUUGUUGCACUAGGUUUACAACUAUACUGGGAUAAAAUUCCAGGUUUGACAGAGAGCUUACGCGAUCCCAACACACAAGUAUGUUCUAUUUAUGGACCUAACACGGUCACUGAAGUAUAUAACAAGAUCAAGAAAACAAAAUCAGGCACUGCAAUAUUCACAUUUCCAAAUUCACCGGUCAAAUGUCCAGGUGCGCCUCAGAAGAUCACAUAUAUCACUGAGGAUUAUUUUCGUAAACACAAAUUACGAGGUGAUAUCAAUGUUAUAUACAAUACUGCAUUGCCAGUUAUUUUCGGUGUUAAGAAAUAUGCCGAUUCCCUUUGGCUUGUUUGUAAGGAAAGAGACAUCACUGUCAAUCUCCAAACAAACUUGGUGAAAAUAGAUCCGAAUAAGCGGCAGGCCACGUUUGAGAAACUGAACUCGGGAGAAACAUUGGUACAGGAGUAUUCAUUGCUUCAUGUAACACCACCAAUGGGACCUCCUACAGUUUUAAAGGAGCAUCCAAUGUUAACCAAUGAAGCUGGAUUUCUUUCCGUCGAUCCUAAAACACUGCGACAUACCAAAUAUUCAAAUAUAUUUGGAUUAGGUGACUGUACAAACACUCCGAAUUCAAAGACUAUGGCUGCGAUAGCCGCUCAAGGAAAGGUGUUGUAUCAGAAUAUCCUGGAUGAUUUGGCUGGCAAACCAACAAGCAUGAUUUAUGACGGUUACGCGUCAUGCCCGCUAGUUACCGGCUACAACAAGUGCAUCUUAGCCGAGUUUGAUUACAAUAUGCAGCCGUUGGAAACCUUCCCUGUGAAUCAAGGCAAAGAAUAUUACUUCACGUUUCUAUUGAAAAAACAUUUCUUCCCAUUCAUAUACUGGCAUCUGAUGUUGAAAGGUUACUGGAACGGACCGGAAUUCUUUCGCAAAUUUACAAGUAUACUCAAAAGGAAUUAAUAUACCAAGUAAAAAGAAAAAAGGAAGGAAAGAGAAGGAAUGAAGAGAGAUAUUCGAUGCCUUUUUAUCUAGCUUUUUUAUCUAACAAAGUGAUAUCGCAAUAGCUUUAAUCAGAAGACAAUUAUUGUUUGUGUAUAUAU
Molecule: messenger RNA, 1805 nt
Organism: Harpegnathos saltator (Jerdon's jumping ant)
Lineage: Eukaryota; Metazoa; Arthropoda; Insecta; Hymenoptera; Formicidae
Gene: Sqor
Product: Sulfide quinone oxidoreductase
Exons: 10
Coding region: 343-1665 (440 amino acids)
Cellular component (GO): mitochondrion
Molecular function (GO): sulfide:quinone oxidoreductase activity; FAD binding
Source: RefSeq, a predicted model, not a curated record